GGUCAAUUCUUUAACAAGAAAUGGAGCAAUGAUGCCAGGAAAGUUGUUGAAAUGUUUUGAGAACCUGUUCCUUGUUGUGGCACUGGAUCUUGUGUCAACUCUGGAGGCAAAAUGGAACUUAAAGCUUGUUGUGAAGAAAACUUUAUUGGGUGCAGAUCUUGAGAAUAGCCGGUACACCCAUCCCAUAGACAACCGAGAGUGUCCUGUACUCCUGUUGUCAUUGGUGGUGACUAUAUUACUACCGAGUCAGGAACAGGGCUAGUUCAUACAGCACCUGGCCAUGGUCAGGAAGAUUACAUUACUGGCCUCAAAUAUGGCUUGCCAAUACUUUCACCGGUAGAUGAUGAUGGAAAAUUUACUGAAGAAGCAGGACCAUUCAGCGGCCUUGACGUGCUUGGGAAUGGGAACACUGCUGUGAUUCAAUACUUGGACGAACAUCACUCAAUGAUCCUGAUGGAGCCGUAUAAACACAAGUAUCCAUAUGACUGGAGAGAUAAGAAGCCUACAAUAAUCCGGGAAACUGAGCAAUGGUUUGCCUCUGUGGAAGGAUUUCGAGAAGCUGCAAUAGAUGCAGUCAAGGGAGUUAAUUGGGUACCGCCACAGGCGGUGAAUCGUAUUUCUGCAAUGAUUUCUAGCCGCUAUGAUUGGUGUAUAACCCGGAAAAGGACAUGGGGUGUUCCCAUUCCUGUAUUUUAUCACCUGGCAUCGAAGAAGCCACUUCUAAAAGAAGAAACAAUCAACCACAUUAGAUCGAUCAUUUCUCAAAAGGGUAGCGAUGCAUGGUGGCAUAUGACGGUCGAGGAUUUACUUCCUGAUAACUAUCAUGACAAAGCAUCAGAAUACAAG
Cuscuta europaea is the source of this 846-nucleotide messenger RNA. The record is from the annotation of a GenBank genome assembly. Lineage: Eukaryota; Viridiplantae; Streptophyta; Magnoliopsida; Solanales; Convolvulaceae.